This is a messenger RNA of Vicia villosa (hairy vetch), 974 nucleotides long. RefSeq names its product F-box/kelch-repeat protein At3g06240-like. The record is from RefSeq and is a predicted model, not a curated record. NCBI's taxonomy places the organism in Eukaryota, Viridiplantae, Streptophyta, Magnoliopsida, Fabales, Fabaceae. The transcript is spliced from 3 exons. Bases 1 to 837 code for a protein of 278 amino acids.
AUGGAGAAGAAGAAGAGAAAGACGAAGACGACGACAACAACACCAUUGAAAUCUUAUGUGCCUGAAGAAAUGAUAAUUGAAAUUCUUCUAAGUUUACCAGUGAAGUCUCUUAUUCGUUUUAAAUGUUUACGUGAUUUGUAUUAUCUAUAUGGUUUUGGAUAUGAUCAGUUAAGAGAUGAUUACUUGGUGGUUUCACUGUCCUGUAUUCUAGCUGAGGAAGAUCUUUCACGUUUAGAAUAUUUCUCAUUGAAAGAUAACAAGUGGAAGGAAAUUGAGGAUACUUACUUCCUUUAUACGAAGGACAAGAUUGAACCCAGAGUAGGAUCGCUCUAUAACGAUGCUAUUCAUUGGCUUGCUUUACAUUCUGAUUCACUGAUGGAAGUUAUUAUCGCAUUUGAUUUAACUGAAAGGAAACUUUUUGAGAUGCCUUAUCCAAAUGGUUUAGGCCAUAAGUCUGAUUAUUGUGAGUUGUGGGUAUUUGGAGAAUUUCUUAGUUUAUGGGCUAAGGAUUGUGAAAAUAAUACAAUUGAAAUAUGGGUGAUGAAAGAGUACAAUAUGCAUUGGUCUUGGAUUAAGCCUAUUGUUCUCCGUAUGAAUAUCCGAUUUUUUAAUGAGUUUUUUCCAUUAUGCUCUACAAAAAAUGGUGAUAUCAUUGGAACAGAUGCGGAGAAUAUGUUAAUGAGGUAUAACAACAAAGGAGAGCUUAUAGAGGGUUCCUCAUACAGAUGCUUUGCAGAUGGUGUAGUUUCAUGUGGAUCCCCAUCGAUAGUGUAUACAGAAUCUUUGCUUUCACUCCCUGGUGAUGACAUGCAAGUUUAUGAAGAUGAUUCUGACUAGAAUAAUCAGUCGCAGAAAAUAGUAGAGUCCUAUAGCAAGUUGAGUGACAGAGGACGAGGUUGAAGGCUUCAGACAUCUUGUUGCCAUACUGAUUAGUACUAAAGAAAAUGUCUUGCAUUCAUUUUAAUGUUGAUCAA